AUGUCGGCGGACGCGAGCAGCGCGGCUGCGGCGCGUGCGCCCGACGCGGCAGUGCUGGGCUGCCCGGUGCCUGGCGUGUGCCAGCGCGGGCCUUUCCGGCUGGAGCGUCUGCGGGUGAGCGUCUUGGAGGGGACGAAGGCGUACUCUGCGGAGGUCACCGCAGGUGCAGAGGCGUACUGGGAAGCGCAGCUCCAGCUGAAGCCCAAGCUCUUCGACGGGCCGGUGUGGUGCCUCGCAUCCUGGGAGCCGUGUCCACACGAAGCGGAUCCUGCACUGCAGCUCUCGCUGCAGCGUUCCAGCUACAAAUACAUCCUCUACACGCACAACUCCCCUGAGGGCCUCCAGCUGCAACCCUCGGCGCGCUCGGGCGCCGUUGGGAUAAUGGCACUGACAGAGACGUCCGACGGGCUGAUCGUGUUCGGUCAGCGCUCCUCAAAGCUGGGCGCGAUGCCGAACUAUUGGCACUGCGUACCAGCCGGGCAGUUGGACGAGCCUGACGCGCAGAAAGUCAUACAGAAAGAGCUGAAGGAGGAGCUGGAUUUAGGGUGGGACGUGGUGGAGGAGUCGCAGCUUCUUGGCAUCGUGAGCUGCGGAGAGGAGCAAGGCGACAAGUACGAGUUCGCCUGUCUGCUUCGACUCAGAGUGACAGCGGCUGAGCUGUACGAGCGAUAUACAUCGGCGGAGGAUCAGGCAGAGCAUCAAGCCCUGCUCUUCGUGGAGGCUCCUGGCGCUGCGAGUGCGGAGGCGCGUAGCCGGCGCGUCCUGGGAGAGCCAGACGUGCCUGUCGAGACGUUGGAGGCUUAUGUCAGCAGCUAUUUGGUGACAGAGGUCGCCCGAAGAGCCUUGCUGCUACUCUCGGAUAUGCGCACGGGCCAGUGA
Molecule: messenger RNA, 879 nt
Organism: Prorocentrum cordatum
Lineage: Eukaryota; Dinophyceae; Prorocentrales; Prorocentraceae
Source: the annotation of a GenBank genome assembly